CACAAUUCCGGAAGGUUCCGGUGCCUCAUAGAUUCCAACAGUUACGAUCGCCGAACGAGAAUGUAUAUAACGCGUAGCAAGUCUACGCAGUUGGGUUGGGUUGAGCAUUUUCAUUCCCCAUUCUCAGAUCACCUUACCAAAUGGAAACGCCCUCCAGGUUCGGAUAUAUUGCUGCAGGUGCCUUCUCCGGGAUUGUACUCCAGGCAGCACUCCUCGGUGUAAUCACCAUUCAGACUUUUCUCUAUUUCGAAAGGUUUUCCAAAGACCAUUUCUUUCAGAGGACCGUCAUCGGAUUCUUAUGGCUCAUGCAGAUGUUUCAAGUGAUAGCUUCGCUUUACGUGUAUAUAUGGAUUAUCGAGCACUCUGGGAAGUUGACUAUAAGAUGGAUUGAUACUAUCUACCAGUUAUCCAUGGUUAUUUGUUCUGCCAUCGUCCAAUUUCUCUUCAUCCUACGACUCUAUCGACUCAGUGGAUCGAUCUGGCUACCAACAUUGAUUGUUUUCCUGACUCUGGGGCAGUUUGGGACCGGUGUUGUGCUCUUUGUCAAGGCAAAUUUUACUCACGGUCCCCAAAGCAUACUCUUUUCCAAACGCCCACUCACUGUAUCGUGGCUAACACUAGAGGCAGUGGCUGAUCUCGUGAUUGGCUUCGCUAUGUCAUAUUUCCUCCAGAAGCGCCGCACAGGAUUUCGGCGAAUGGACACAGUGUUACGGAAGCUAACAGCAUAUGCCAUCAGCACUGGCCUGCUGACUGGCAUUCUGGCGCUGGGUGCCAUGUUUUCUGUUGCGUUCCACAGCCCCCAAUUUAUCCCCAUGAUUUUCAUCUUUGUGCUCGGAGGCGUCUAUACUACAUCCCUCUUAGCAAAUUUACAUUCGCGCUCGAGACUCUGGAGUGAGCUUCGUUUCGAGGGAGACAACGGAAUAUCAAUACAUUUGUCCCGGCUUCCUUCCAGGCACGUAGAAGGGCAUCAUUCGAACGAAGGCACAGAUCAAGCUCAGUGAGCAGAUUCAGGACCUUGGCAUUGCGAGCCGAAAUUUAGGCACGGCGACCGAGUAAUCUGGAUCCAAAUCUCGGCGUGUCAGCAAACAGAACUAGUGCAUUCACUCGCUAGAUGGAGCAAUGUCCCUUGUGAUAGAUCAUGGACCUCAG
This is a messenger RNA of Cantharellus anzutake, 1149 nucleotides long. RefSeq lists its product as uncharacterized. The transcript is spliced from 19 exons. Bases 141 to 1001 code for a protein of 286 amino acids. NCBI's taxonomy places the organism in Eukaryota, Fungi, Basidiomycota, Agaricomycetes, Cantharellales, Hydnaceae. The record is from RefSeq and is a predicted model, not a curated record.